Messenger RNA from Micromonas commoda, 1761 nucleotides. RefSeq names its product major facilitator superfamily. Gene Ontology annotation, molecular function: nitrite efflux transmembrane transporter activity; nitrate transmembrane transporter activity. The transcript has a single exon. NCBI's taxonomy places the organism in Eukaryota, Viridiplantae, Chlorophyta, Mamiellophyceae, Mamiellales, Mamiellaceae. The coding region runs from base 1 to 1761 and encodes 586 amino acids. The record is from RefSeq and is a predicted model, not a curated record. Gene Ontology annotation, biological process: nitrite transport; nitrate transmembrane transport.
AUGUCUUCUAACCUUAAAAACGAAAAGGCCGCCGCCGAGGCCAAGGAUAUCGAGGUCAACGUCGACGCGGUCGGCGUGGAGAACCCGCUCAGCACCGGCAAGUUCGUCGAUCGCGCAUUCCAGCUCAACUACUGGGAUCCCGAGGACGACAUCUUCUACGCCAAAGAGGGCGAGGCGAUCGCCAAUCGCAACCUGAUCUGCUCCAUUCCCAACCUCUUCCUCGGUUUCGCAAUCUGGCUCAUGUGGUCCGCCACCGUCGUGGUCAUUCAGGAGGCGUACGACGCGACCAAGGCGGCGUGUGUGGCCGCCGGCGACGCGGCGGUGGAUUGCCCCACCUACCACUUCAGCGGCUGGAUCAAGCCCGGGGACAACUACAAGGCCAUCCUCUACACCAUCCCCGCCAUCGCCGGUCUCGCCGGCGGUGUCAUGCGCUGCGUCAACACCUUCAUGAUCCCCAUCUCCGGCGGUCGCGUCACCGUCGCGUGCACCACCGUGGCUCUCCUCAUCCCGUGCGUCUGGGCCGCCGGCAUCCUCAAGAGCAAGGACGCGUCCUUCACCCAGCUCGUCAUCUGCGCGGCGCUCACCGGCGUCGGCGGCGGAGCCUUCUCCUCUUCCAUGAACAACAUCUCGCUGUUCUUCCCCAAGCGCAAGCAGGGCCUCGCGCUCGGUCUCAACGCCGGCUUCGGCAACCUCGGCGUCCCCAUGUCUCAGCUCCUCAUCGGCCCCAUCUGCAGCUACGCGGCGUUCGGCGGUUCCGCCGCGGGUGCGGGUACCUGGGGAGGCAACGCCGGCGCCUUCUACGCCGUCCUCUGCGCCAUCGCCAUCUCCAUGGCCGCUUGCGGCAUGUCCAACAUGCCCGCGACGACCCACGAGCUCGUCAGCGUGGCCAACUGCGUGUUCAAGUGGCUCUGGCUUCACGCCAUCGGCAUGCUCGCCACGGGCGUCGCCACGGGCGUCCUCAUCGCCACCUCCGUCUCCGUCACCUCCGCGUUCGACGCGCCCAGCGACUCUAUCGGCCGCGUCAUCAUGCUCGUCAUCAUCGCCGUCGUCGUCGUGCACGCGCUCAUCUGGUACUGCGUCCCCCCUCAGGUCAAGACCAAGGUCGUCGACCAGUCCGUCAUCUUCAGCAACAAGCACAACUACGUCAUGACGUACCUCUACAUCAUGACCUUCGGCUCCUUCAUCGGGUUCUCCGGCGCGUUCCCCAAGCUCCUCAAGGACCUCUUCGGCUACCUUCCCGACGGCAGCGUCAACCCCGACGCCCCCAACGUCCUGUACUACGCCUGGAUCGGACCGGCGGUCGGCUCGUUGAUUCGCCCCGUCGGCGGGUACAUGAGCGACAAGUUCGGCGGCGCGCUCGUGACGCAGGUGCACACCGUCAUUCAGACCUUCGCGUCCGUCGCGUGCGGCAUCCUCUGCUGGCAGGCGCGCGAGCGCCUGAACGACGGUAAGGAGAACCUCGACCUCUUCCCGCCCUUCGUGUUCAUGUUCGUCGUGCUCUUCUAUUGCACCGGCGUCGGAAACGGCUCCACCUUCCGCAUGAUUGCAAUCAUCUUCGAGAAGCACGAAGCUGCCGGCGUCCUGGGCUGGUCCUCCGCCAUCGCCUCCUUCGGCGCCUACAUCAUCCCGGCGCUCUUCGGCGUCGCCAUCAAGCAGAAGUCCCCGCAGACGGUCAUGUACUUCAUGGCCGCGUACUACUUCUCGUGCCUCGGCAUGAACCACUGGUACUACCUCCGCAAGGGGUGCGAGAAGCCCUGCUAA